Molecule: messenger RNA, 5604 nt
Organism: Rotaria socialis
Lineage: Eukaryota; Metazoa; Rotifera; Eurotatoria; Philodinida; Philodinidae
Source: the annotation of a GenBank genome assembly
AUGGAUGGACAAACAAAUCGCGUUAAAAUUACGGGUUUUGGAUCGAGCAUCACUGUUGGUGAUUUAUCAAAAAAAUUUGAAGUAUCACAACAUCGAAUAACAUUUACUAAAUCUCAAACACAAUCAUCUAAGUGGUAUGCAUUCAUCGAUGGGUUUGAAAGUUAUCGACAAGCAAACAAUUUUGUCUCGAAAUGGAGCACAAUUUUCACCGAUGCAGAAAUCAACUUAACAUGUGAAUUAGACACAGAUACAACGAAAUCAAGGAUGAAUGAGUUAACUUCAAAAAGAAAUUUUAAUUCGAAUAGAUCGAUUAACAGCCAUGAAUCGGAUGAUGAUACACCAAUGAAUCCCAAGGAUACAUCGAAAGGCGAUUAUCAGCGAGAUUUCGAUGAUUCAUAUUCCAAUCAACCAAAAACUAGCUCGAAACGUACAUCAUGCCGUCAUGGCGACAGUUGUUUUAGUGCAGACUGUCCAUACAAACACUCGCGAGACUGGCGUGCAUGCAAGAAUGGAACACGAUGUAACGACUAUACUUGUUCAGAUAAUCAUCCACCAAGUCGUAAAGGGAAGUGUCGCCAUGGAAACACAUGUCGAAAAGCUGAUUGUUUGUAUUUGCAUCCCAUUGCAAACAAAUCUAAGCAUCCCGAUCAGAAUGAUAGUCAGCGCGUGCGUCAUUAUUCUUCGGAUUCAUCUGACCAAUCAGAAACAUAUCGUCAAGAACAGUCGCAUUCCAAACGUUCAUAUUCUAAUCAGCAAUCGAACGAGGAUGAUUUCGGCAAGGAAUCAUUGAAGAAUACAGAGAAAAUUCAUUCUAAAGAAAAUCGCCACUUAAAAUCAAUUGAUGUCCGCAUGGUCGAACGAAAAGCAGCUGAUCUACCAAUUUUUGCAUCACGAACAAAAUUCUGUGAACGACUUCAACAAGACAAAUUACUUUUGGUUAUGACCGAUACAGAAAGUGACGCGAGCACUCAAUUACCACAAUACGUUGCUGAAUGUUUUCCUGAUGAUCUAAUUGUAUGCGUAGAACAGCAUUCAAUUGCAGCUAGAACAUUUGCUCAUCGAGUUGCUGACGAAUACGAUGGCACAGAGGAAGGCGAUUCUAUUGGCUAUCUAAUUGGAGCCACUAAUCGUCAGAAGAGGGAAUGUGUAACCGGUCAGAAUAUAAUGUAUAUGACGGAUACAGCACUGAUUCAUGAAUUUCAAACAGAUUCAAAUUUGAAUCUAAUACGUGUACUGAUCAUUGAUAACGUGCAUGAGCGUUCAUUAAAUAUAGACAUUGUCAUGGGCAUUGCUAAAUUAUUGUUAUCCAAACGGAAAAUUGACUUUUACGUUGUUCUAAUUGCUUCGAUCCAUAUUGAUUCUGUGCCAUUUUUGAAUUUUUUUCAUCAUUCAUCGAGUCGACCACUGAUUAUCAAAAGUCAUACGUAUAAAGUAGCCGUUGAAAAUCAACCACCACCUAUCGACUGUCCAGAAUAUAAAUUAAUCGAAGCGCAUGUAAUACCAACUUUAUAUCGUCUAUAUUCGAAACAUGACGGGCAUACAUUGAUAUUCUUAUCUGGUCAACGUGAUAUUGAAAAAGCGCUGCAAAUAUUCAAUAGUAACAUUCCAAAUGGAUGUGUAGCAUUACCUUUCUAUGGAUCAUUAUCACCCGAAGAACAAAAUCAAGUACUUGAAUUCGAUCGACGACAGCCAAAUAAACGGAUGGUUGUUUUUUGUACGAAUAUUCUUGAAUCAUCAUUCACACUAAAAGAUGUUCAACUGGUGAUUGACACUGGUCUAGUACGGGAGCUUCGUUUUGAUAGUCAUAAUCAUUUAAAUAUUCUUGAAACAGUACGGAUUUCAAGAUUUUCCGCCGAUCAACGCCGAGAUAGAGUGAGCCAUGGAAAAAAUGGUCAUUGUGCUCGCCUUUAUAAUGAUGAUGAAUUAAAAGAAGAAAAUAUUGUACCUGAAAUUCUUUACGUUCCACUCGAUCUAGUGAUUCUUCAAUUGAAAUGCCUACAUCUCGAUAUACAUACAUUUCCUUUUAUGACUAAACCAGAUUCAGGUUCACUACGUAGUUCACUUGAUUGUUUAACAACUUUGAUGUGCAUCGACAAAGAAGAAAAACUAACACGACGUGGUGAACUUUCUGCUGCAUUAUCACUUAGUCCUCGGUUCAGUGCAUUCAUGAUCAAUAUUUAUAUAGAACAUAAAGACAAUCGAGAUUUGCUUUCGCGUGUUGCUGCUAUUGUUGCCAUAUUAUCGAUUCCCACUUCUCUCUUUUUAAUCAAUGACACUACAAAUGAUUUCAACGACAAUAUCUGUCAUAGUACGAUGGCCGAUGCAGACGAAUAUAAUAGUGAUUUAUUCAAUCUUUGCAAAGUGUUCAAUGAUUGGCGAACAAAAGGUACCAUCAAUCGAACAACUCAUAAAUGUAUCACUUGUAAUAAAUCAUAUCAAGAUAGUUCCGAAACUUGUCAAUCGUGCCGAAAAAAGCAUUCGUUUAUGAAUAAACUUAACAAUCAAGUUCUUCAGUUAGUCGAAAAUUCCAUCAAAUUUUACAUUGACACUAUAACUGAUUCUCGCUGGAAGUUAACAACAAGAAGUAAAACUGACAAUAAAAAAUCGAGUAAUGGAGAUAUUAUCGGAGAGCAUCUUCAAAAACUGUUUCCUGAUCAUAUCGGCCAUCUUCUCGUGUCCCAUUUACCAGAUGAAGGUAUCCGUUUGAUCGCAUGUAAUCUACGUGCAAUUAUAGACAACAGAAGUAUAUAUGUUCAACGAGCACAUGAUGACAAACGAAAAUAUUUCGUAGCUAUGUUAAUUGCGCGUUCACUUUCAGGAAAGUAUAUCGUUAAUGGACUUCAUCAAAUAUCAACAGAUCAACUUCCCGAAUCGUCCAUAGAACAAUUAAUUGUACGAGAAAAUAUUGGUAGGUCAGUGAACAAGGAAAUUAGAAUUGUAUUCAAUAGUAUUCGCUUAGAAUCGUGGGCAAAAUGGCUUUCGUAUGAGUAUGACCCAAAUUCGUGUCGUUUAACUAUUUGGGGUCUUAAAACAGAACGUUCUCAGCUAGAAUCGAUUUUACAGCCAAUUUUAACAAGUACUCAUUACAAAACAAUUGAAUUUGGUUCGAUACGAGCAACAUUUCAAAAUGGUCUAAUUUGUUCCGCUAUGGAGUUGAUCGCAGACGCUCUUCGACUUCAUCUGCAACGAGUACCGUGUAAAACUUACGAAAAACUACAACAGUGGUUGAAAGUAAAACUCGAUCUUAAUCGACAUGAUAUCAAAGAGAAUAACUUUCAAGAGUCUAAAUCACAUGGAAGUAGUGAUGACGACGACAAUGAUGAUGAUUAUGAAGCACCCCCUUUUUAUAUUUUACUAAAAUCAACAGAUGCUUUUCAGAAAGCAGCGGCACGUUUACCAUCUCAUUAUCUAUGUCCGCAAGCAGUUUUAUCGUCGUCCACAACUGGUACACAUAUGAAUGAGAAGGAUGCAUGGGGUCGUCACUUAACCCUGACCAUUCCACAAGAUAGUAAAUUUAUGACUGAUAAAGAAAUUCUAAAUCAUCUAGUUCCACAUGCAAUCGAUUGUCGACAAUACGGUAAGAGAAGUAUCAAAGCAUACCCUGCCAUUCAAAUAGUCAAUCUACCACGCGAUGCUAAUGAAACAUUCAUACGCCAAAUUUUACAACCAGUCAAUCCGAUAAAAAUUAGUCUACGACAUACACACACAGAUGGUACAGGUUCAUCAUCAGCACAUAUAUUUUUUGCUGAAAAGAAUGCACGCCAACAAGCUAUUGACAAUCUUCAAUCAGACUUUUGUCAAAACCCUAUUCAAAUUACUGUUCGAAAUGGAACAAGUCAUAAACUUGUAAAGAAACAAGUCGUACCGAUUCUUACGGAAUUAGAAAGUAAAAAUUCAGAAACAAGCACAUUUCUGAUAACAGCAACUAAUCGUGAAUCUGCGCUUCAAAUUUAUAAAGAAAUCAUUCCAAAUCUAGAGCCAUCAUGGCAAAUUGAUGGCUCAGCAACAGUAACCGUAACGCAUCCUCAUUUGUAUCCUGAUUUCGAUACACUCAUUCAACAAAUAGCCACUAAAUUCGAAGUUCAAGUUCAACAGCAAGCACUAACUCAAAAACAACAUAAAGGUCAUGCGAGUAUUCGUUGUUAUUUUAAUCAUGGUACUCCACAAAAAACGGCACUAGCAGCAGCAACACUUGCACAAGCUACAUCACCAAUUAUUAUCAAAAUGAUAAAUCAUCGGCAGGCGCAACUGUUCGAUGAACUUUUUUCCAAAGGGAUUAUUCAAGAUUGGUCGAAUAAAUUGAAACUUGAAGUAAUGAAGAAAGAAAAAUCUAGUACAUGGGUCGAAGUUUGUGGUCCUCAAGUUCAACAAGGUCAAUUGAUGCGUCAAAUUGCCGAUUAUUCCGAUACGUUUGAUGAACGAUUUCGUGUUCUUGAAUUAAAUUCAACGACGGCUAACUUCUUUGGACGAAAAAAACUAGCCGAUAGCCAACUUCAGGCAACUGCUGAUCAAUGGAUUAAUUGGGGCUGUCAUGUAAGUUACAUAUCAAAGACAAAAUCGAUUGUGAUCUAUGCAGAACCUGAAACACAACAAAAAUUAAUUGAUUCGUGUGAAACUGAUGUCAAACAUAUUUUAAAUAAAAUUUCAACUGAUAGCGGUACUACUCGUAAUCAAAAGAAAUGUGUAUUUUGUGAUAAAACAUCGUAUUCAACCAAUACAUUACGUGCGUGCGGUCAUGCCUACUGUCAAUGUGCUUCAACUUAUUUGCUAGACACAUAUCCAUUGCAAUGUAACGAAUCGAAAUGUAAAAUGAACAUUGACAUGGAUGAUCUAUUCGAAAUCUUCCGCGAACGAGAAAAACUUAUGCGCGCAUGCAAAAAAUCACUUCAAAUCUAUUUGAAAACUGAUUCGAGCCUGCAAGGUUAUUUAUUUUGUCCGAAUCCAUCUUGUGAAGGUCUCAUUAAAGCUAAUCGAGGCUAUCAAAUCUGUGUCACCUGUGGCCGAGAUGUUUGUCCUCUUUGUUCUUUGAUGGAUGAUGAAUUACAUCAAGGUAGAACAUGCGAUGAAAGAAAUAUGGUUCAUCGCAUGGGUGAUUUUCUACCCAAUCUAUUUAAGAAUGCAGAAACCUUCGCACGUGCCAAUUGGGCACCAGGAACGCCACCCAUCAUUCGUAUCGAUUAUAAUAUGUCUUUAGCGGAUCAGUGUCCAUCAAUGAAACGUUUCUACAAAGGAGUGGAGACUCUUGGCCAUUCUGUACCACCAGAUAUGGCACGAGGCUUUUUUACAUUUCACGGCACAGCACCAGCAUCCAUUAUACCAAUUUGUACCAAUGGGUUUGAUCCAGCUCGUCGUGCAGGACAAGCCUAUGGAGUAGGUGAAUAUUUUGGCGUCACUUCAGCCGUUUCACAUGGUUAUUCUUGUCGAGGAAGUGCACAGGGACCGUUUAGCAUGAUUAUAGCUUUUCUUCUGAGUUGUCCUCAGCUAAGUACACAUGCAGGCUUUUGUCAUGUGAUGAACAAUCCAAUCGACUGGUCGUGUGCCUUCAAUUUACCAGUGCUGGUUGUUUCUUAUGGUAAUCAAACUACUUGUCCAUCGCCAUUUUAG